Molecule: messenger RNA, 606 nt
Organism: Cottoperca gobio
Lineage: Eukaryota; Metazoa; Chordata; Actinopteri; Perciformes; Bovichtidae
Product: leucine-rich repeat-containing protein 15-like
Exons: 4
Coding region: 1-606 (201 amino acids)
Cellular component (GO): extracellular matrix
Molecular function (GO): protein binding
Source: RefSeq, a predicted model, not a curated record
AUGAUAAAGGCUGUGGAGGGUUGUCCUGAUGUCUGUAAAUGCUCUCGGAAGUCCGGUCCACAAAAGUCAGAGGUCAACUGUCAUAGGAGGGGGCUUCGUGCUUUUCCCUCCAACCUGUCCCCUGAUGCCUGGAUCCUCAAACUAGGUGAGAAUGCUAUCACAGACCUGAAGGCUAAUGCUCUGAGAUCAAUUCCAAAGAUUGAGAGUAUCCACCUAGAACAAAAUGCCAUCAAAUCCAUCCACCCCAAGGCCCUGUCUGGUGCAAAGCAACUAAUUCUCCUCAAUCUCUACGGCAACCACAUCACCAACCUUCCAGCGAGGGGAUUCCAGGACCUCCUGAACCUUCGCUUUCUAAUGCUGGGACAGAACCAGAUUGGCAUCCUCAAACCUGAGAUGUUUGCAGGAAUGAGGAACUUGUCAGACUUAGACCUUCCUCUCAACGCACUGACAAUGUUACCAUCUAAUGCCUUUAAGCCUCUGAUUGCCCUCAAAGUUCUGGACCUUUCCCUCAAUCACAUCCAAAGGAUCUCUCCUAAGGCCUUCACUGGACUCAGACAGCUCAUGUUCCUCAACUUAGACAAAAACAGUGUAAACUCUUCUAAGUGA